AUGGCCUCUGCAGAUUCAAUUAUCAACAUUGAAACACAUAGAAGAAUCUCAGAACAUUCCAUUUUUAACUCAAAUUUCAACCAAGAAAAAUGGAUACAGCAGAUGAAGAACAUACUCAACAAUGAGGCUAGUCUUGGUUAUGAAACUAACAAUUUUAUUACCAUAUUUAAAGUUACCACAUCGCUUAAAAAUAAAAAUAGAGAGUUCUAUAUACCACAAAAACUAGCUUUAGGACCUUACCAUAAUUUCUCAGCUGACCUCUACAAGUUGCAGAAAUGUAAGCUUCAUCAAGUAGAGUUACUUCAUCAGCAGCUUGGUUUCCCCGAAUUCGAGCUUCUUGCUGAUCGAAUCGGGGAAAAAACGGGUGAUAUUAGAGGGUGUUACGACGAGAAUCUUGAUGUUAAUGAUGAUACAUUGUCAUGGAUUAUGGUGAUUGAUGGUUUGUUCUUGCUGCAGUUGCUGUAUCAAGAAACGGAACAAAAUGCGGAUUCGUUGGAGUUUAUCGACGCAUUUGGAAGAAAGAUUACGUUUGAUUUUAUCCUUAAAGAUGUGAUGAUGAUUGAAAAUCAAAUUCCGUUGUUCGUGUUGGAUUGUCUUUUAUCCAUGUCGAAAUCUGUGUCGGAAAUCGAAUCUUUGUCGUGUAUGAGCGUAAAAAUAUGUUCGAGAAUUUCUCCAAUAGUACUUGAAGGGGGAUUUUUCGGCCCGGAUUUUGAAAAUGCUUUUCAUCUGUUGGAUCUUCUCUACAAGAUGGUUUGGUAUGGAGGGUCCCAAAUAACUCCAUACGCAUUUUCGAUGAGUAGUAGUAGUAUCUGGAGUCGACUAUGGAGUACGAUUAAGACACUAAACAUCAGUGUCUUAGCCGUCCCGGUAAGAAUGAUUGAUUUAGCUCUGAAAAUCUUACAGCUUCUUGGAGUUUCGUUCUCGUUUGAAGUAGCCGAAGAGAAACAUUUGAUUCCGAGAGCCUCGGAGCUGUCUGAUGUUAAGGUUAAAUUCUGCAGCACAACUCAUGGCAUUAGUCACAUUGCAUUUGUCAAGAAGGAUCAUGAUGUAACUCUUCGUCUUCCAACCCUCGAGUUGAACGUUUAUUCAGAUGUAAUCAUCCGUAACUUACUUGCGUAUGAAACUAUUACCAAACCGGAGACCCCGAAUUUCGCCCGUUACAUUGAACUAAUGGGAGCCAUGAUUCAAACGGUUGAAGAUGUGAAGCUGCUAAAAAAUGAGAAAAUUUUGAUGCAUAAUGGAGAUAAUCAUGAGGUUUUAAAGCUAUUUAGUGGGAUUAAAAGCUCCGUACCAUCCGGUGGUAAGUCGGGUUUUGAUCGUUCUAUCGAAGAGCUUAAUGAAUACUACAAAAAUCAUUGGAAGAUAAAGUUAAGAACAUUAGUGAAGAAGUAUGUGUAUUCUUCAUGGAAGGUGCUUACCAUUUUUGCUACCAUUUUGCUCCUGCUGUUGAUGAUUCUUCAGACUUUCUGCUCAGUCUACAGCUGCCAUGGGAUCUUCAAAAUGAGACUGAGUAGCUUGAGUUUAAGCUUGCCUUCUAGCUUCUAG
Messenger RNA from Mercurialis annua (annual mercury), 1545 nucleotides. Its product is annotated as putative UPF0481 protein At3g02645. NCBI's taxonomy places the organism in Eukaryota, Viridiplantae, Streptophyta, Magnoliopsida, Malpighiales, Euphorbiaceae. Bases 1 to 1545 code for a protein of 514 amino acids. The record is from RefSeq and is a predicted model, not a curated record. The transcript has a single exon.